CAAUCCAUUUCAAAAACAAUAAAAACGUAUCUACCAACCCAUUGUCUUAUUCAGACAACUCUCCUCUUUUCUCUCUCUUCGUAUCUCCCAAAUCCCAAACCAAACGUAGCCCUAGAACUACUACACACCUCCACAUAGUUCCCGUCGACCGCUCACCUCCGCCGCGCUCAGCCCAUCUCUCACCUUGGUCCAUGGUUGCUCCUCCCUCAAAUUCGCUGUGAAAUAGGGUCUUGAGAAAUUGUUUCUUGUCGAAUUGAAAUGGGAACUGUCGAGACAAGAUCAACAACCCUAGUACCCUCGUCUGCUACUGGUACGCCUGAACCAGCUAAAGCUCAAGCCCCAAAAGAGAAAUCCCUUAAAGAAGCUCUUGAGAGUUGUUCGACCCAGAAGAGUGCGGGUCCGAAGUCCUUGGUAGAAGGUUGCGUUGAGGUGAAGAAUGAAGGCUUGAGUGGUGAUUUGGGUCAAGGGGCUGUCGAUACCGAUAUUUCGAGUCAAAGGGGUUCUUCGGAUGUUGAGAAAGGUGGUCUUGCUGAGUCUACGCAUAGUCUUCGGCGUGGGUCUGUUGAAAAGUUUGAAGAUGGGGAUAAAGCAAGUAAUGGUGAAAAAGGCGGCCUUGAACGGCUUGACGUUUCUUUGGAUGAAAAUGGACGUGAAAAUGGUGAGUUGAGGUCGAUGGAGGUGCCCAUUGAGGAUCUUAGUGAAAGCAACGAUGGGGAAGUAGAGGACAUGGGUGAAGAAGGGCACAAGUUUUUGGUGGGUGAUUUUGUUUGGGGUAAAGUGAGGAGCCAUCCAUGGUGGCCUGGGCAGAUAUAUGACCCGUCGUAUGCGUCGGAGUUUGCUGCGAAGAAGAAAGUCAAGGAUCGAUAUCUCGUGGCUUACUUUGGUGAUGGAACAUUCGCUUGGUGCCCUCCAUCUCAAUUGAAGCCUUUUGAGGAGAAUUUUGAUGAGAUGUCGAAGCAAAGUAACAUGAAGACUUUUGUCAGUGCUGUGCAACAGGCUAUUGAUGAGAUUGGUAGACUUUUGGAGUUGAAGAUGAUUUGCUCUUGUGUACCGAAAGAGAAUAGAACUGGGCUUGGUCAACCGUUGGCAGAGAAUGCUGGUAUUAAGGAGGGAGUUCUUGUACCUGACGGUGAAAGUAGGAAGCUUUCAGGUGUCUUUGCUGAGCCAUCUGAGCUUCUUGCUGAACUUAAACGUGUUGGACAUGAUGUUUAUCUGACUAAUGGGCUUGAGCUCAAGGUGUUAAGGAGUCGAUUGUCUGCUUUUUAUCGGACUCGAGGGGGUUAUGAUUUGCCUGAAUACCAUGAUCCCAAGCCAGUUUCGGGUCUUGACGAUGGCGUGAAAUCAGUCGAAGUCCCAACCCAAGGGCCAUUUGAAGAGUGGCUUCCCUCACCAAUGAGUGUUGAUACCAUCCAAGCUAAUGAAGGUAUGUUGCAAAGCUCUCCUGUGGUUUCAGAAAGCAAGAAAACUCAUAGAAGGAAGCAGAGAAGUAUGGCUGAUCUAAUCGGCGAAAGCAAGAAAACUACGGGUGGGAAGUUGGAUUCAGAAGAAAAAAGCUCAGAGAAAUCAGCACCUCCUGUGGUGAAGAAUGGGAAAGACACUAAGGACGAGGAAAUGGCUACAGAUGAAACUAACUCGGAGAAAUCAGCCCCUCGUUCAGGGACAAAGAAGAGGAAAGAUAAAGAGGAAUCUGAUAGUCAAGAUGACAGUUUGAUUUCCCUAAAAGGGAAGAGAAGAAAGGCCGGGUUGUUGGGGUUUCCUGUAAGCACUAGUAGCGACAUUGAUAGCAGUGUUAAGAAAGGUGGAGACUUGGAGAAGCAAAACACUAAAGAAGGCCUUGUUUCGAAGGGAAGGACUAAGAAAAAAGGCAUCAACAUUGAGUGCGACGAUAGUGAUGUUAAAACUAGAUCUGGAAUUGGUUCGGGUUCCAGAAAUUUGAACUUGGACAUCGGUAGUGUAAAAAGCGAUGAAAGUGCGGUCAGGGAACAAUUGGAGUUGGCUUCUUCACCUAGGGAAAGAAAAAAGAGCAAGUACUUGUCCCCUCCCUUCACAAUGUUAAAUAGUGGUAAAAGGAGAAGAGAAAUGGAGGCGGAGUUAUUAAGAUUCGCUACCGAGGUGAGUAUGGAGGGAAAAAAUGCCGUGGAAGCGGACCAAAAUGUUGUAUCGUCUCCUAUUUCAAAGGACAGUUCCGAGGCAUUGCAGAACCACGUCUCUACAGAGCCUGGUCCUGGUGAUGUAACUGGCAAGUCUCUUGGCUCAAGUCCUAUUCCCAAGACACCAACCGAAAAUCCGAACAAGAUUAUUGAUGGAACAAAAGCUAAUGUACCAGCAAAUGAAUUACUAUCUGAAGUGCUUUGUGUGGCUGUGAAUCCAUUUACUCCAAGGGGAAAGAAAUCUCAGCAGAUGGUUGGGGACUUUAUAUCUCUUUACAGAAGCUUGGUAUACCUCAAUGGUCCCAACUACAAACUAUACAACAAGCGUCAAUCUCGUAGAAAGAGAAAGAAUUUAGAUUCUGAAUCUGGGUCCCAGAAGGAAGAUCCAGAGCAGACAGCUGAAAAGUCUACUGAACAAGAGUCUGGGCGAAGGAAAGUCAAAAACCAAAAGAUGGGAGCGGAUAAGCCUAAAGAAAAGGGAGCGGUUGACACUCCUGAUGUGAAGUUGGAUAAGCAAAAGCCAAUGAAAGGUGCUGGAUCUCCAGAGGCGAAGAAAGUGGAUAAAGAGAGUGUCGAGGGAAAGUCUUCUCCUGCUGCUCUUUUCGUUACAUUUGGCCCAGGGUCUUCACUGCCCACUAAAGCUAGUCUCAUUCAGAUGUAUGGUAAAUACGGGGAAUUGGAUGAAACUGAGACAGAAAUGUUCUACAACAAUUUCUGUGCCCGGGUUUCUUUCAAUAAAAUAUCUAAUGCUGAAGUAGCCUUCAAUGAUUCACAAACUUCUAGCCCUUUUGGCAAUGCUAGUGUUAGUUUCCGGCUUCAGUAUCACUCCGGCGCAUUCAAGACUCGGGAACUCAGUGAAAUAUCCAGGCGGCAGAGAAAUGCUUCUCCACUCCAGAACAAUGUCACCACCCCAAAGAAACCGAGGUCGCAGCCAAAAGGAAGUUCUGAAGCAGACCUCAAUUUCAUAAAAGAGAAACUUGAGAAGAUCUCCUCAAUGCUGGAAGAUAAAACUUCCAAAGUCUCGCCAAGGACGAAAUCAAAACUACAGGCUGAGAUAAAUGAACUGUUGGAGAAGGUAGGCACAAUGGUUGGAGGAUCGUCAUCUUAAUAAAGUAGAUAUAAUCUUUAGAUACCGUUUACACACAGUCCCUUUUAGUUUUUGUAGCCAGUUAUCUAUGUAGCUCUACUUUUUGUAUAGGAUGUAGGAAUUCACUUCAUACAGAUGAGUGUCCUGUGGUGGUCUUUUGUAACUAGUUGCUCAAGCUUUUAUAAUAUAGAGGUCCAUUUUCACAGACAA
Messenger RNA from Humulus lupulus (European hop), 3447 nucleotides. Its product is annotated as PWWP domain-containing protein 3. The record is from RefSeq and is a predicted model, not a curated record. NCBI's taxonomy places the organism in Eukaryota, Viridiplantae, Streptophyta, Magnoliopsida, Rosales, Cannabaceae. Bases 259 to 3258 code for a protein of 999 amino acids. The transcript is spliced from 2 exons.